Molecule: messenger RNA, 1159 nt
Organism: Tuber aestivum (summer truffle)
Lineage: Eukaryota; Fungi; Ascomycota; Pezizomycetes; Pezizales; Tuberaceae
Source: the annotation of a GenBank genome assembly
GAAGUUAAUAUUAUUAUAAUAUUACUUUAAGAAGAGGGAUAAAAGAACAAUAAUCCCUACGAUCAUCACAUACUAAGUUCAGUUGAUACUUCAAGCCAACUUUUAACAGCUUAAUACACAUAUGACCACUUUUCAUAAGAUUUCUUGAUUGUUCCCUUUUACACAUUUAUUCUUUCUGAAAGAUUUCUUAGCCCUCUUGAAUAGUUCUAUUAUAACUAUAUCCUUUACAACUUUUCUUUCAUGUCUUUCAACUAUUGUGAUAAUAAUACUGCUUAUAUUUCCUGUUUGAUCGAGUUUACUAUAAGAAAUAGUAAAUCUAACUUUCGGAAGAUUUUUACUUCCUCUUUAAGUUGUAAGGACUUUCAGUUUUCUAUAUCUGAAGAUAUUGUUGAUAUAGAUGAACUACCAUGUCAAUUGGUAUGCAAUGUUGGCGACUUACUUCCAGAGCCUACUGAAGGCUCAGUUGGAGUUUGUACAGGAUCACUUUGUGAUUUUGGAGGAAGUAUUGGUAUAAAAAUCACAGUAAGCAAUGUGAACGAGUAAGUUAAAGUAUUUUUCAUUUCCUCAGAUAUGAAUGCUUUCUAUUCAAAGAAGCUUUACCAUUUAAGCUAAUUAAUAAAGCAGAUUUCCAGGGAAUCCUACUGAGUCAGAGUUCGAUAGUCAUGCACCACCGAUGGUACCAGCAAAUAUAUUCAUCGUCGGAAAGACUGUGCAAAGUCAUAGAGCUUCAUCAGUUACUAGUUCUUUAGAACCUAGAGGAUGGAGAAGUUUCGAUAUUAGGACUGGGUCUUAUGAUUGGGAAUCACGAGCCCGAAAGUCCUUUACAAUUCGGUGUUUCUUAAAGGAUCAUCCCCGAUGGCAAAGAUUUAAUAUUCCUGAUAUUAAUGAUUUGGUCCAAAUUCAGGAAAGACUAAUUGGAAGACUUAAACAUAAGGAUACUCGGUUUCAAUAUCUCUGUUGUCGUAUUGAAGACUUUUCUGUAUUUGGUUCUCAACCAAAGUCUGAAAGGCCGAGUAUGUCAGGUACUGCUCACGAUAAUAUCUCUCAGACUAAGAAGGGACUAGCAGCUGGCACUACCUAAUCUCUUCAACCAAAAGGCUGGACUGCCCGAUCUAAAUCUCGCAUCAUACAGCAAAACUCAGUCUCUAAGUCUCAUCCC